Messenger RNA from Achroia grisella, 1777 nucleotides. Its product is annotated as endoplasmic reticulum lectin 1. Gene Ontology annotation, cellular component: endoplasmic reticulum lumen. Lineage: Eukaryota; Metazoa; Arthropoda; Insecta; Lepidoptera; Pyralidae. Bases 186 to 1751 code for a protein of 521 amino acids. Gene Ontology annotation, biological process: endoplasmic reticulum unfolded protein response; retrograde protein transport, ER to cytosol. The transcript has 8 exons. The record is from RefSeq and is a predicted model, not a curated record.
GAAUUAAAUAGCAGCCUACAUAUACGGAAUCUUUAAGAAUGUUUAUACAACUUUUUUUGUAAGUUUAUAGAUAGUCUACGUUAAUUUAUUUUCGGGAUUUGUGUAUUAAUAUUCUAGAAUUGCAUAUAUUAUCAAAAGAAAACAAUAUUCAGUAUCAUUUUAAUAUGUACCUGUAAAAAAAUAAAAUGUUAAAUACACUACUUCUGGUAUUUUGUGCUGUUCAAUUGGAUUUAGGUGUAGGGCAUGAUUUUAAAGGCUUUGAUGAUACAAUUCUUUUCGGUAUAAAUUGGCCGGGUACUCCAGAGAAUAUUGAAAAUUUAAUAGAUGGAGAUGCUAAUAAAUUGGAGAACAAAGAAGUGUUAAAAGUCAAAACAUCAAUUAAUGAAAAUUAUGAGUGUCACAUACCAGAGGUGAGAGUGAAGGAGUCUACUGGUAUUGAAGAGUAUAAUGGGCCGACUCCUCUAAAUCUUCUGAAACCUAUAUUUUCUCAAAAGAUAUGUUCUUAUCGGUUAGAGAGUUAUUGGAGUUAUGAGGUGUGCCAUGGAAGGUACAUUAGACAGUACCAUGAGGAAAGAGAUGGUAAACAAGUCAAAACUCAGGAGUUUUAUCUUGGCCAUUGGAAUACGGCAAAGCAAGUCAAACUGGAGUCAGACAUCAAGGCUGCCCAAGAAACCAAAGAACUGCCAAAGACUACUAAAGUAGAGGGACUCAACUUGCCAUAUGUUGAAAUGGUAUUGGAUGAAGGUACAAUAUGUGAUCUCAGUGGGAAACCUCGUCUUACUCGAGUGUUGUAUGUUUGCUACGCACAUGGCAAACAUGAAGUGUACUCAUUCAAAGAGACAUCCACAUGUGAAUAUGAGAUAAUAAUUCUGUCGCCGCUGUUGUGUGAACACCCGCAGUUUAAACCGAGUGAUGUCACAGAGAACAACAUAAACUGUUACCCCGUGGAUGGUGCACCCAAGAAGCCAAGGAAUCUGUUGAAAAUGGAAGUGGACAGUUUGAGGUUCCAUCACCAGUCUGUUCGACUUUUGAAUAACGAUAAUGAGCCUAAGGAUAUACUUGCUGUAUUGAAAGUUGAAAAGAUCGAUAAGGAUGGCGAAACCCACCUGAAAUUCGAGUUGCAUCCGUUGAGUGAAGAUGAAGGUUUAACAGAUAGUGCCAAUAAAGUGAUGCCAGCUAUUGACAAGAUGUACCCAGUCAUUACAGAUGAUUCACCAGUUCGAGCGUUUCUUAACGGGGAGAAUUGUUUGCAUGGAGGCAGCGGUUGGUGGAAGUACGAGUUUUGUUAUGGGAAACAUGUGAUCCAGUAUCACGUGGAUCGCAACGGCGACAAGACUACGCUGUUAUUGGGAAAAUUUGAUGAGCAAGAACACCUUGAUUGGGUUAAGGCGAAUGUAGCAAGGAUGCCCAAACCCGUUGAAUACCGAACAUCAGUAUCCCACUUUUAUUCAGACGGCGAUGUUUGCGACAAGACUGGUAGGCCUCGCCAGACAGAAGUGAAGCUGAAAUGUUUGGAGAACUCGUCGAGUCCUGCUCAUGUGUCACUUUAUUUGCUGGAACCUAGGACCUGCCAUUACAUACUAGGGGUCGAAACGCCACUAAUAUGUGAUAUUUUGCCAUUAGCAGACGAGAAUGGUUUAAUAAAGCAGGUAAAACCACUUGGAACUAAACAAGAAUCGGUUGUUGACAAAGACGAUACUGCAAGUACUGAAAAAACACAUGAAGAUGUAAAGAAGUUUGGUAAUGACUAGGAAAAUAAAUAUUUGUUUAAAAGUUA